Populus euphratica (Euphrates poplar) is the source of this 1847-nucleotide messenger RNA. Its product is annotated as protein kinase APK1A, chloroplastic. The coding region runs from base 431 to 1678 and encodes 415 amino acids. Gene Ontology annotation, molecular function: ATP binding; protein kinase activity. Lineage: Eukaryota; Viridiplantae; Streptophyta; Magnoliopsida; Malpighiales; Salicaceae. Gene Ontology annotation, biological process: protein phosphorylation. The transcript has 6 exons. The record is from RefSeq and is a predicted model, not a curated record.
UUGCCCCCUGGUAGAUAGAUAAAAGGAAACGCAAAUGGAGGCCAAGACAACCCUUUCACUUUUGUCCAAGGCAAAGUUCUAAUAAAUAGAACUUUCCCAGAAGGCAAACAAAAACACAAAAGAACACCAUAAUCUGUCCAUCUUUGCCUCUUACUCAUUCUUGUUUAGCUUUCUCCUUUUUGCGUUUCUUUUAAUCAUUCAAACUUUUCUAGUUGGUCAUGGUAGUAGGAGAUGCAGGCUACAACUAGCUUUUUUGACAUAUAAAGCUCUUGGUUUCACACUUGACUUGUUUCUCUCUUUGUUCCCUGUCUCAAGCUUGUCUUUGCCUUGUUUCUAUCAAAGCUUUCUUGAGCUGGGUUUCAAUAGUUAUUCAUUCUUUAGCAGCUGCAACCUGUGACCAAAGUGAAGGGUUUUCGACGUCUUUGUGUCAAUGGGGUCGUGCUUCAGUGCUAGAAUUAAAGCUGAGAGUCCUCCUCGAAACGGGGUGAACACAAAAUAUGCUGGCAAAAGUGGGAACGACAAGAGUGGGUCAAGCAGCAAGGUCUCUUCUUCCACAGUGCCUUCAACUCCUCGGACGCAGGGUGAGAUCUUGCAGUCCUCAAAUUUGAAGAGCUUUUCCUUUAGUGAAUUAAAAGCAGCCACUAGGAACUUCCGUCCUGAUAGUGUGUUGGGGGAAGGUGGUUUUGGUUGUGUCUUCAAAGGGUGGAUUGAUGAGCAUUCAUUGACAGCUGCCAAGCCUGGAACAGGUACAGUUAUUGCUGUAAAGAGGCUUAACCAGGAGAGUUCCCAGGGUCACCAGGAAUGGUUGGCAGAAAUAAACUACCUGGGCCAGCUGUAUCAUCCAAAUCUAGUAAAAUUGAUCGGCUAUUGCUUAGAAGAUGACCACCGGCUUCUGGUUUAUGAGUUUAUGCCCAAGGGAAGCUUGGAGAAUCAUCUUUUCAGAAGGGCUUCUUAUUUUCAACCACUCUCUUGGAAUCUCCGCAUGAAGGUUGCCCUUGAUGCUGCCAAGGGUCUAGAAUAUCUUCACAGUGACAAGGCGAAAGUUAUAUAUAGAGACUUUAAGGCUUCUAAUAUCCUGCUCGAUUCGAAUUAUAGAGCCAAACUCUCUGAUUUUGGGUUGGCCAAGGAUGGACCAACAGGCAGUAAAAGCCAUGUAUCUACAAGGAUCAUGGGUACCUACGGUUACGCAGCUCCUGAAUAUAUGGCAACAGGUCAUCUAACUGCAAGGAGUGACGUAUACAGUUUCGGGGUUGUUCUCCUUGAAAUGUUAUCUGGCAGACGAGCAAUAGACAAAAACAGGCCCUCCAAGGAACAGAAUUUAGUUGAAUGGGCAAGGCCUUACCUUAGCAGCAAGCGCAGAAUUUUCCAAGUUAUGGAUGCUCGCAUCCAAGGCCAGUAUUCAUCUAGUGAUGCUCUGAAAGCAGCAAACCUUGCAAUUCAAUGCCUAUCAGCCGAACCAAAGUACAGGCCACACAUGGAAGCAGUGGUAAAAGCAUUGGAACAACUUAAUAAUUCCAAUGACAACGAUGGAUCCAAGGGCUCUCAUGGUGAAAACCCCCUAAGAGUUAAUCGAAGUUCAAGCAAUGGUCCUAAAUAUCACAGGAAAAAUGUCAACGAAGUUUCCAAUGGAAAGCCUGCCUCUUAUGCCGGGCCAUAUAUUUCACCUCUUCGUACAUAAAAGAGGAAGAAUAUUCAGUACAUGCUUUACAUUGUAUAUUAAUCCCAAGAAAACUACAGAUUUAUUUUGAUAGAGCGUUGUAUCCCGUAAAGCAUGGAAUUAGAAACAUGACAUUUACUGUACAGUUCUUCAACUCAACAUCUAAAUAUGACAGUUUUUUUGUCACGCU